AUGCUCAUAUUACCAAACAUUAUCCAUACUACAGAUCUGCUGAUAAAGGUUGGCAGAAUUCAAUACGGCACAACCUGUCACUAA
This is a messenger RNA of Staurois parvus, 84 nucleotides long. The record is from the annotation of a GenBank genome assembly. NCBI's taxonomy places the organism in Eukaryota, Metazoa, Chordata, Amphibia, Anura, Ranidae.